This is a messenger RNA of Ipomoea triloba (trilobed morning glory), 1304 nucleotides long. Its product is annotated as zinc finger CCCH domain-containing protein 14-like. NCBI's taxonomy places the organism in Eukaryota, Viridiplantae, Streptophyta, Magnoliopsida, Solanales, Convolvulaceae. The coding region runs from base 131 to 1159 and encodes 342 amino acids. The record is from RefSeq and is a predicted model, not a curated record. The transcript has 3 exons. Gene Ontology annotation, molecular function: metal ion binding; mRNA binding.
UGUGGUUUUUGGCAAUUCAAGCAUCUUAUCUUAAUAUUCCUCUCCUUUUAGGUUCACUCAGGAGAUCGAGAAUUUGAAGGAACUUCAUCACAAAACUGAGUUUGCAGCUUCUUCAAAUAGUUGGAUCGAAAUGCUGAAAGAGAGUUCUUCAUCUAAUGGCGUUAGAGCCAGCUCGAACUCCAGGUCCGCUGUUGGCCCCAACAACUUCUCCUCCGGCGGAUCCUCAUCACCGCACUACAAUUGCAACCCGUUUCUAUCACCCUCAUCUCCGCGCCAGCUCGACUUAACCGACUAUUCAACAAACUGUUACUCCUCGCUCUUCGCUCACAGCUGUAAAUCUCCAUCCGAUACCUCAUUCGACGACGCAGAAGCUAUGGCCACUGAACGCCGACUUUUUCACGCCAGUUUCGUCCUGGAGUACCAGCAGCUCUACAAUCGGUAUACUCUGUGUCUCGCUCACCUUCAGGAGUCCCUCAAGGAAGUCAAUGCUCUUCGCCAGGAGAACGAGUCUAUCCGUCUCGCAAACGCCGAUUUGGUCCAGCGUCUGAGUCUCCUUUCUCAGGCGACGAUACAGAACUGUCUUCUCUCCGAUUUCAGUCACCUAGGUAUCGGAGUCCGAGCCUCCCCUAUCCGUGACACUCUCACCACGGAAUCAAAACCUCCGAACGUGAGGCCACCGCCGGGAGUCAUGGAGCAACACCGGCUCGAAAGAAGGAAUCAAGAGCAAAUCCCGAUUCCAAAGAGCAUUUCCGUGCGCUCCAGCGGCUACCUGAAGAUGAAAGCACAAGAUGGAUCCGCUGGUGGCCAGAGUAGCCACCGACUCAAUACUCAACCUCUUGGCCAAUCGCAGCAAAGAGUAUAUGUUCCUGGCGUAAAGAGGGAAGAGGAAGCACUGGAGUUCGAGGUGUACAACCAGGGGAUGCUCAAGACAGAGCUAUGCAACAAAUGGCAAGAGACCGGCGAGUGUCCUUACGGUGAGAACUGCCAGUUUGCGCACGGCAUAAAAGAACUCCGUCCGGUGAUCAGGCAUCCACGCUAUAAAACAGAGGUCUGCCGCAUGGUGCUCGCCGGCGACAACUGCCCUUACGGCCACCGUUGCCAUUUCCGCCAUUCUAUCGCCGCCGACCAGGAUCGACCCUCCUCAAACCAUCUCCGUUGAGCCUACUUUCAAAAAUGUUAGUGCCAUAAAUAGUCACUCCAUUAAUAAAAAUCUCACGACGUGUUACAAUCAAUUGUUAAACUUAUUGGUUUCAUCACAAACGUCAUAGUGAGAUUUUUAUUAAUGAAAACAAUCUUAUUAUCCU